AGUUAGUUAAUAGGUCCCCAAAUUUUGCAUAAAAGACUGAGAUCCUUGCUUUACUUUUAUCAAACAGCAAACGGAAAGACAAAGAGUAAAUAAAAUUACUUUGGAAUGAUUGUGUUAAUUUUGACCAGUUUGUUUAUCUCACUUAAUGUCAUGGAAAUGAGUACAGGUAUAGCAAUUGGAUCUCUUGGGAUGCCAGGUAAACGUAUCGUUAAUGGCCAGAAUGCUAGUAUGUUCGAAAUUCCAUAUCAAACUCAGCUUCAAAUAAGAUUUUACGGCGUUUGGAGACAAUGGUGUGGAGGAGUUUUGGUCACUCCUAAUAAAGUUUUUACUGCUGCCCAUUGCCUGGACGAUACGACGGCUGACAAUUAUCGCGUGGUUGUCGGGGCGAUUAACUUAUACGGACCAUCCAACGAGUACGAACAAACCCACUAUGUCUCCAGAAUCGACACCUAUGAACCUAUUACAAGAGAGAUAACAGUGACGGAUCCCCAUGACAUUGCUGUAAUCACACUGGCCACCUCUGCUACACUGAACAGGAAUGUGCAGCUUGCCAGAUUAUCAAAAAAUGUUAAAACAAAACCCGCAUCACAAUGCAUGAUGAGCGGAUGGGGAUACACCAACCUCUCUCUACCAAAACCAAACACACUACAGAAAGCAUUCAUUGUUGUAGUGCCCGAUUACGUCUGCAGCGGUGCUUAUCCUGUGGCCAAAGCAGUCAUGGAAGCAGGACUAUUCAUCUGUGUCUAUAACUAUAUAGGGCCAUCUAUAACAAGAUCUAUUCCGUGUAAGGCAGACAGUGGCGGCCCCUUGAUGUGUGGACCGAACAAAGACGAGCUUGUUGGAGUACUUAGUCGAGGGCCUAAAGAUUGCGUUGGCAACGCCCCUGCUUUGUAUGUGAAUAUCUCUGCAUACCGAGACUGGCUGGCAGAUAAAUUGUAAACAUUUUGUUUUUCAGUCUAAAAAUAAAAACUUUAUUUCUUUCAUACU
Biomphalaria glabrata is the source of this 987-nucleotide messenger RNA. RefSeq names its product fibrinolytic enzyme, isozyme C-like. The transcript has 6 exons. The coding region runs from base 106 to 939 and encodes 277 amino acids. Gene Ontology annotation, molecular function: serine-type endopeptidase activity. Gene Ontology annotation, biological process: proteolysis. NCBI's taxonomy places the organism in Eukaryota, Metazoa, Mollusca, Gastropoda, Planorbidae. The record is from RefSeq and is a predicted model, not a curated record.